Molecule: messenger RNA, 1168 nt
Organism: Musa acuminata AAA Group (dessert banana)
Lineage: Eukaryota; Viridiplantae; Streptophyta; Magnoliopsida; Zingiberales; Musaceae
Product: protein MIZU-KUSSEI 1-like
Exons: 1
Coding region: 154-870 (238 amino acids)
Biological process (GO): hydrotropism
Source: RefSeq, a predicted model, not a curated record
UAAAUUAACACAAACCAAUCGGCAACGAUCACCCCACCCUCCUCUCUUCUGACCACAUCUUCCAUCAAAACAGCCAAAGCGAGCAUUGCAGACGACGUGCAUCCCACGCCUCCCUCCUUCAAGAACCCACCGACGCGCCCGCUGCGGUCCUCCAUGACCGCAAUGGCCAGUGCCGUCGUCCCCGAGUCCGCCUCCAGCCCAUCCUCCCCUCGCCCCGCCAUCACCCUUAGCCAGCCCAAGAAGAAGCGACCGGCCGUCAAGAAUGUCAAGGCCAUCCGCGCCAUCCGAUCUCUCUUCCGGUCCUUCCCCAUCCUAACCCCUGCCUGCCGCUUCCAUGCGACCCUCCCCCGCUGCAGCCGCGCGGCCGACGGCCACAUCAGCGGCGCGACCCGCACCACCGGCACCCUCUUCGGCCACCGAAAGUCCCGCAUCACCCUCGCCAUCCAGGAAAACCCCCGCGGCGUCCCCAUCCUCCUCCUCGAGCUUGCCAUCCCCACCGGCAAGUUCAUGCAGGAGAUGGGCUCCGACCAUCUCCGGGUCGCGCUGGAGUGCGAGAAGAAGGCCGCCGACAAGACGAAGCUGCUCGAGGAGCCACUGUGGACGGCGUUCGUCAACGGGCGCAAGAUCGGGUACGGCGUCAAGCGGGAGCCCUCGGAGAAGGAUUUGGAGAUAAUGCAGCUGCUCUACACCGUGUCCACGGGCGCAGGCGUGCUCCCCGACCACAUGACCGACGCCGUCGAAGGAGAGACGACGUACAUGCGGGCCUACUUCGACAAGGUGGUGGGAAGCAAGGACUCGGAAACGCUUUACAUGCUCAACCCAGACGGGAACAGCGGGCCUGAGCUGAGCAUCUUCUUCGUUAGGGUAUGACACCUGCAUCUAAAGUAUACAGUUUUAGAUGUCUACGGAAGCAAACAUGAAUGUUUACUUCGGCUUUAGAACAACAAAUGUGGGAGCAUUUAAGUUGCUUUACAUAUGGCAGAAUACGAAAGCUACACAUUAGCAUCAGUGAUUUGUACGUUGUUGUUCAAUUUGUUUAUGUAAAAUUAUCAUAGGAAGGGAGAUGUCAAUGAUCGUCUGUGAGAACAUUUUGAAACUUUGAGGUCAUCAAGAUGAACGAAACAAAGAAUAUUAAAAUAAGAAUCAUUCGUCUAACGGAGUAAAUUAC